This is a messenger RNA of Lobosporangium transversale, 951 nucleotides long. RefSeq lists its product as hypothetical. Lineage: Eukaryota; Fungi; Mortierellomycota; Mortierellomycetes; Mortierellales; Mortierellaceae. The record is from RefSeq and is a predicted model, not a curated record. The transcript has a single exon. The coding region runs from base 1 to 951 and encodes 316 amino acids.
AUGAAGGAAAAAGAGCCUACCAUUAAACUCAUCCAAGAUAUCAAAGAAGGGUUGGAAAGAAUCAAGGUCUUUCUUGACCAAUCCCUUAAAUGGGUCGAUGACUAUCUCAACAAGUCCGUCGUUUCUCAUUAUGCAAUCACCACUAGUGAACUAAAGGCCCCAACAACAGAUUUCUUGGGCAUUGUAGCACACUUUUUCAAGGAAGAGCUCCCAGGCCUUUACAAGGUCGUUGAUCAAAUUCGGGAUUUGAUGACUUGUUACGAGCAUACCUUUGAAGUCUUCGUCGGUGAGGCUGAAACCAUUUUGUCCUUGCAAGGUUUGACCAACAUGGCCCAAUCUUUACAAAGAGCCCAUGAAGAAGCCGCGAACGGCUAUACUGCCAUUUGCCACAAGGCAAAAGAGCUUAUGGACAAGUACGAGGCGGCCUCUCGUGGGUAUACUGCCACCCAUAAACUAUUCAAACUUGCUUCUUUUGGGCUAACCAUCUGUUCCUGUGCGACCGUACUUCGUUUGGCUUUGCCCGAACGUGCGGCUAACAUGCUUAUUGGUUCUACUGUAGUGCUAUCCGCUGGCGUCGGGAGGCAAUUCUGUGAGUUGAAAGCCGAGGUUUGCCAGACCAAGGCUACGGCCUAUGACCAGGAAGUCACCAAAUUGCAGAAACUGAUAGACAACAACAAGGAGUUCGAAAAACCUAUUAGUGCAAUUAGCGAGGAGUCCGAUGCUUGUAUGGUGUCGCUAGCGGAGUUGAGGCACCUCAGUAAACCGCUAAUUGGCGAAAAGUAUGAAGAGGGUGACAAGAAAGAAGAAUACGAGGCUGCGAAAAGCAAGGCAAAGGCGAUAAAACAACUCUGUGAUAGCAUAAGGUGUCAUCCGUAUCAGAUUUCCAAGCUUAAAAUGACAGCUGAGUUUAAGAUGAAGCAAAUAGCCGAAGCAGCCUCUGUUGCUAUUUGA